Molecule: messenger RNA, 1016 nt
Organism: Physcomitrium patens
Lineage: Eukaryota; Viridiplantae; Streptophyta; Bryopsida; Funariales; Funariaceae
Product: V-type proton ATPase 16 kDa proteolipid subunit
Biological process (GO): proton transmembrane transport
Cellular component (GO): proton-transporting V-type ATPase, V0 domain
Molecular function (GO): proton-transporting ATPase activity, rotational mechanism
Source: RefSeq, a predicted model, not a curated record
UAUCGCCUUCCUUACAUCUUGCAUCCAGCGUGAGCGUCGCGGAGUUGGUUCUUCUUCCAUAUUCACUUUGUUCCCUCCCUUACUCCUUACUUCUUCACUCGAUCCUGCUGGCUUAGAUCCGUUCUUCCCAGGACACAGCUUUCACUUUCAGUCUACUUCACUUCUCUCGAUCCCCAGUUGUUUUUCCUGUUUCGUUUACGUCCUGAAUUAAUACCGGCGCCAUGUCGACCUCUGCUGUGUUCAACGGAGAUGAGGUCGCCCCCUUCUUCGGCUUCAUUGGAGCUGCAGCUGCUCUCGUCUUUUCAUGCAUGGGCGCUGCUUAUGGGACAGCCAAGAGUGGAGUGGGAGUGGCAUCCAUGGGUGUGAUGCGGCCCGAGCUGGUGAUGAAGUCGAUCGUGCCUGUGGUCAUGGCUGGAGUGUUGGGUAUCUACGGGCUGAUUAUCGCCGUGAUUAUCAGUACCGGAAUCAACCCAAAGUCGAAGCCCUACUACGUGUUCGACGGCUACGCGCACCUUUCAUCUGGAUUGUCGUGUGGGUUGGCUGGUCUAUCGGCAGGCAUGGCCAUUGGUAUCGUCGGAGAUGCUGGUGUUAGGGCCAAUGCGCAACAGCCCAAGCUGUUUGUAGGAAUGAUCCUGAUUCUGAUUUUCGCCGAGGCGCUGGCUUUAUACGGACUUAUCGUGGGUAUCAUUCUGUCUUCCCGAGCUGGCCAAUCACGAGCUGACUAAGAUGGCACCAGUAUGAGCAUGCUUUUCUGUUUGUAAGAUGGAUAUGAGUAGUAUAAGAGACCCCUCUGAGUAGAGGCAGGCAAAAGUGGGUAGAGGAUUCCCAACAUCUACUGCUUUCAAUACAUCACAAUGCUUGAUUGUGGAGAACAGUUGAGCGUCAUAGUUUCAAAUACUGAGAUCAAGAUAAGUAGUGAAACACACGCUGCGAUUGGUGGAAACGCUGUCCAAUGUCAUUGCCGUUGAAUUUUAAAGCUGCAGCAAAGACGGAGCGAAUCACGUUUUCAGAACACA